Messenger RNA from Leguminivora glycinivorella, 1629 nucleotides. RefSeq names its product zinc finger protein 155-like. The record is from RefSeq and is a predicted model, not a curated record. Gene Ontology annotation, cellular component: nucleus. The transcript has a single exon. Gene Ontology annotation, biological process: regulation of transcription by RNA polymerase II. Gene Ontology annotation, molecular function: DNA-binding transcription factor activity, RNA polymerase II-specific; RNA polymerase II transcription regulatory region sequence-specific DNA binding. The coding region runs from base 1 to 1164 and encodes 387 amino acids. Lineage: Eukaryota; Metazoa; Arthropoda; Insecta; Lepidoptera; Tortricidae.
AUGUCAAGUUCAGGAUUCUAUUUCCCAAGCGCAGCUCACAUGCUGGAGACAAACCUUACGAGUGCAGGAGAAAUAACUACACGUCAAAAUGAAUGUCCAGAAGAAUUGGAAGGUCAAGGACCUGCAAAAGGUUUUACAUGUGAUAUAUGCAAAAAACAAUUUGGGGAUAAAAAAUAUUUAGAAGCUCAUUCAAAACAUCACACUGGUGAUUAUCGAUUCUCAUGCGACAUUUGUGAAAAGAAAUUUAACACUCAGUUCGCUUUGAAUACUCAUAAAGUCGACCACGCCGGAGGAAGACCUUUUAAGUGUGAAAAAUGUAACAAAGGAUACACAACGAAAGGUGCUUUAAAUCUACAUUACAAAGUUCACAAUGAGGACUAUAAAUACGCGUGCCAUCUGUGCAGUAAACGUUUCAUGAUAAAAGAGAUAUUAAACGUCCAUAUGCGCGUACACACAGGGGAAAAGCCUUAUACAUGUUUAACAUGCGAAACUAAGUUUCGCUAUAGAUAUAGCUUGAAACGACAUCUAUUGGAUAAACACAACCAAAUUAUGGACAAACAGUUCGCUUGUGAUAAAUGUGACAAACGAUUUGCUUUACAAGGAACUUUAGCAAAACAUAUGAACAAACACACUCGGAAGGAAAUUGCUGAAAAAAAGAGAGAGAUAGAAAAGGAAACGGGAGAGAAAAAGGACGAACUAGCAUUUAUGUGUGAAAUAUGCAGCAGAAGAUUCUCCACGAAAGGUAUUCUAAAAACCCAUAUAAAUACACAUGGGGAAGAAAAGCCUUUCGAGUGUGCACUGUGUCAUAAACACUUCCGAACUAAGAUGAACUUACAAGACCAUAUGCAGGUUCACGAGGAAAAAAAACACUUCUGUGAAGUAUGUGGUCAGCCAUUCAGACACAAGUCUGCCUUGAAUGUUCAUAUUCGAAGAAUGCACUCCGGAAACAGACCACAUGUUUGUGACAUUUGUAAAAAAAGUUUUGUAGUUCUUGCUGAACUAAAAAUCCAUCAACGGAUACACACUGGAGAAAAGCCGUAUGCUUGCGAAAUAUGUUGUAAGAAAUUUCAGGGACUUAGAAAAGUUAAGAAUCAUCUAAAAAAUGUCCACCACGAGCCGCCUACGAGAUAUGUUAUAUUGACAGAAUUUAAUCAAUACGACUAAAUUAAAAAUUACUUGUGCAAAAUACAUUAGAUAGUAUGGACUUUAAGAAAUACUAUCAGUUUUUGAAGUUAUAUAGUCAACAAAGGAGUGUUACUAACUUACUAUAUAACUUCAACAUUUUAUGAGCGUAAGUUUUAAGAUAAAUAAUUUUUGUUAUACUAGUUAUAUUUUGAAAUUUAUCCUGGUUUGGAGGUACAUGAUUGUACAAGAAAGUAAAUGCAAAUUAGUUAUUCUACGAGAUGAAUAUUAGAAUUGAUAUUUAUGUUACAUGAUGCUUUGUUGAUGUUUAUUAUUACGACAUGAUUACACUGAUUAAAUAAGCAAUGCCACGUGUUUAUGUAUUACCUACUUUAGAUUUGGCACUUGUUAUGUUAUGACUAAUAUGAUUUUUAAACUUGAAAUUGUAUCCGUCACCCUAAGGCACUGGUCCCACCGCGAGCUAGUAAACUAUGAGCUAUCGGCUAU